AUGUCUACUGCAUGUACCGAGGCUCCACGCCGACACACUUAUCGUGUUGGCAAAUGGCUUCCCGAAGAUGAUGAAGUCUUGAGAAAGUGGCUAGAGAACUUGAUCAAGCGUGUCGACAAAAAGAAAGCCAAAGGCGAACUUGAGGACCGCAGCCCCGUCAUCCAAGAGUUCGCCGAAUUGAUCGAGGGCGACUCUAUCCUCUUCAUGCUCUUCAACCUGAUGUUUACCCAGGUCCCAAACAAACCCCCUUACAACCUAGAUCCAAAUAAUGACCCGCAAGUCCGCGAUUACAACCACAUGCUCGACUUGUUCGACGCGAUCCUCACAACAGCACCAGACUACCAGACGGAAGGCUUGGUUGGCUUCCCUAUCAAUGCCAUCCUCGAUUGGCCCAUGGGCACUCCAGCCGGAUUUGAAGCGUUCCAUAACCCCAAGGUCAACGCUCAGUUCAAGAAGAUGCUGGCUGUGUGGGCAACCUAUCUUACCUCCCCGGCAUCGGCCAGCGUUCUUAACACGAGCGAGGACGGCUGGUUUGGCCCAGAGGCCGAGAAGGAAUCUGUGCUACAGAACUUCGCUACCACCUUUAUUUGCGACCCCACGAAGCAAUACUACGGCUAUGUAUCAUGGGACGACUUCUUCACCAGACUGUACCGUCCGGGCGUCAGGCCUGUCGAACAGCCAAACGACGAUAGGUUUAUCUGCAACGCAUGCGAAUCAGCGCCAUACGCCUUCGUACAGAACAUCAAGGAACGUGAUACCUUCUGGAUUAAGGGCCAGCCGUACUCGGUCACCGAUAUGCUGUCAGGGCCAGAUGCCUCUCCCUACGCUCCGCAAUUCGUUGGCGGAACCGUCUACCAGGCCUAUCUCAGCGCCCUGUCCUACCACCGCUGGCACAGCCCCGUCAACGGCACGGUGGUCAAGACAUGCAUCAUUGAGGGAACAUAUUACUCGGAGAGGAUCCAACACUGGCCUCCCCCAACCAGCACAAAGCCGGGGCCAGAUCCGGCGGCGCCAAACUUGUCCCAGGGCUAUCUCACGGAGGUUGCCACCCGUGGUCUCAUCUUCAUUCAAGCGGACAACCCAGAUAUUGGCUUGAUGUGCUUCAUGGCUGUGGGCAUGGCGGAGGUAUCCACGUGCGAUAUUGAGGUCGCGGCGGGUGACAAGCUGGUAAAGGGACAGGAGAUGGGAAUGUUCCAUUUCGGAGGAUCGUCGCAUUGUUUGAUCUUCCGCGGUGGCGUGAAUGUCAUCUCGAACAUCCCCGAGCCACUAGGCCCAGAUUCCACACCUCUCCCGCUCAGUUCGGCCAUCCUUUUCGUCCCCGCUGCUACUGAUGGACAGUAA
Molecule: messenger RNA, 1341 nt
Organism: Morchella importuna
Lineage: Eukaryota; Fungi; Ascomycota; Pezizomycetes; Pezizales; Morchellaceae
Exons: 1
Coding region: 1-1341 (446 amino acids)
Biological process (GO): phosphatidylethanolamine biosynthetic process
Cellular component (GO): mitochondrion
Molecular function (GO): phosphatidylserine decarboxylase activity
Source: RefSeq, a predicted model, not a curated record